This is a messenger RNA of Aricia agestis (brown argus), 1116 nucleotides long. RefSeq names its product odorant receptor 49b-like. The record is from RefSeq and is a predicted model, not a curated record. Gene Ontology annotation, molecular function: odorant binding; olfactory receptor activity. Gene Ontology annotation, biological process: detection of chemical stimulus involved in sensory perception of smell; sensory perception of smell. The coding region runs from base 1 to 1116 and encodes 371 amino acids. Lineage: Eukaryota; Metazoa; Arthropoda; Insecta; Lepidoptera; Lycaenidae. Gene Ontology annotation, cellular component: plasma membrane. The transcript has 5 exons.
AUGUUCACAGAAGGUGAAUUGUUUCAAUUUAAUUUAGAUGUUUUAUUCUACGUCGGGUUAUGGCCAAAUGAUGGUUGGACGGGGCAAAAGUUGGUGCUGUACCGAGCAUUCGAGUACUUCAUUCACGGGCUGGCUUUUACGUUCAUCGUCAUAACUAGCAUCGGUUCCUACAUGGUGCAAAAUGAUUUGCCAGUAUUCAUGUCCAAUUUGGACAAAACCUGCGUCGCAUACAAUUUCGUCGUCAAAGUGUUCUUCUUUUUAAGAUCGCGGGAAAGACUGAAGGGGUUGAUAAAGGAGAUCCAAGGGUCUGGAGACCGAGUCACUGAGGACCGUAAGAAGCAAAUGGCGUACUCUCUACUCGUUAUAAUCGUUUUAGCUACCGCCCUGACGUCCGUCUUUUGCGGGAUUUCGCUGCUGAAAGGCGAAAUGACUGUCGUAGCGUGGGUGCCGUUCGACGUUAACAAGAGUUUCAUGAAUUUGUUUUUAAGUGUUCAAAUAUUAUCGGGGACGUUCGUCGUCCCCUGUCUAUACCGGGGGUUGGCUAUGCAGGGCGUUAUAUGCAGCAUCGUGAUGUACUUCUGCGAUCAAUUGGACGAUGUGCAAUGUAGAUUGAGAGGGCUAAUGUACUCCGAGCGAGCCAGUCACGAAAUAAAAGAGGAUAUUAAAUGGAUUAUUCAGAAGCACGUGCGGAUUAUAAGAUAUGCGAACACUCUGAAAGGAAUCACCAAAGAAUUUUUCCUGAUACAAAACCUCGCUAUGACUUUUGAAUUGUGCUUGAACGCGAUUAUGGUGACAUUGAUGGGAUCAGAAAACAAGACAAUGCUUGCUUCGUUCCUAGCCUUUUUGUCUCUUGCCCUGAUCAACGCCUACAUUUUCUGUUAUAUUGGAAACGAAUUGAUUACUAAGAGUAUUGGUGUAGCGAAUGCCGCAUAUGAGACGAGCUGGCUGCAGUGGCCGGUCCCCAUGCAAAAAUAUGUACUCACCAUACUGACUGUCGCGCAGCGUCCGCUAGCCCUCACCGCGGGCGGUAUGAAGAUCAUGUGCAUGCAGACCUUCGGACAUGCGCUGUACAACGCUUAUUCUCUGUUUACGCUGCUGAAUGAUAUGAUAGAUUAA